GACACCUAUCUCUUUCGUGCUCUAACGAGCAGGCAUUAUGCCAACAACCAGUUUGUUCGUAUGUUUUAUCUCACUCUCAAAUAUUUUUCAUCUCGCUUUCAUCCAAAAGCAAUAAACUUUCUUAUACAUAUUGUUUGUGACUCUACUCUAUUCGAGAAUGGAAAAAAGAAAAAAUGUAAGAAUAUUACGAAUAGAGAAGGGUACGAAGGUCGAUGAAUAAUAAUCGCGAAUCGUGAGAGAACCGAGGUCCAGUGGCAUUGCCGAAACAUUUCGACAAAUGCGAGCAAUUUUCAACGGAGCAUCUCCUUUCAAGGAGGCCGUAUAUCUCGAAGCGGAGGCGAGCAGGCGUAUCCAUGAGUUCGCGUAGUCGUGUAGAGUGAGAUUCUCAUAAAGAUUAUCGAAGAGAUAAGUCGAUUUUCAUUACGAAGAUUCACAAACGACGAAGAUACCAAGAUUCCAAACGAAACGCGAAAGUUCUUUCUCGGAUGGACGCGCGAAAUAAGACUCAAGAGAUGGACACGAAAAGAGUCUCGCUUUUUUCGCGCUGACACAGCGCGGCGUCGAUCUAUUUAUUUAACCGCCACGUACGGCGCGCAUCCGGAGGCGAGACCAACUAAAAUUCCGGCGGCGUGUUCAUCCAUACAUAUCGAUGAGGAGCUCCCGCGUACGAGACUACGGUGUCGGUGUACAAGCUAUAAAGGAUGUGCCCCGUACGACGCGACGCGGCCCGACGGCGCAAGAAGGACGAGGGGAAUCGCGAGGACAACGGUCGCAGCGUACCAUCAAGGAUGACGUAUGGCCCGAUCCUCUUCCUCUUAACUUCUUCGCUUCCCUAUGCAAGAAAUUGACUGUUCUGAAUGUUCAAGAGGGUGAAUUAAAAAUACCUUUUAACAAGCCACCACCGAAUCAACCGUUGUUGACAAUGACAAACUUGUUGCCUGCUGAUGCUGAUGAGAAGAUACAGAAAGCUGAUACAUUCGCGAAACAGAAGAAUAUGAUCGGUAAAGGAAGAAGAUCAGAAUUGUUACGUCGUUCACCAGACGGUGGCGAAUUUCUUCUUUCUCAGCCUAUACCCGACGUAGGUGCUUUCUGUUACAUAGCUGUCCUAUCAAAAAAGGAAUGA
Vespa mandarinia (Asian giant hornet) is the source of this 1123-nucleotide messenger RNA. RefSeq lists its product as uncharacterized. NCBI's taxonomy places the organism in Eukaryota, Metazoa, Arthropoda, Insecta, Hymenoptera, Vespidae. The record is from RefSeq and is a predicted model, not a curated record.